Molecule: messenger RNA, 702 nt
Organism: Lodderomyces parapsilosis
Lineage: Eukaryota; Fungi; Ascomycota; Pichiomycetes; Serinales; Debaryomycetaceae
Exons: 1
Coding region: 1-702 (233 amino acids)
Cellular component (GO): zeta DNA polymerase complex
Source: RefSeq, a predicted model, not a curated record
AUGAAGUUGAAAAACACAUUCGCUAGCGAAGUGCCACAUAUUCCCCUAACCGUCAACAACCUCCUACUAGUCUUUAAAGAAUUUCUUUCUGUCUGGAUAAAUCAAAUUCUAUAUUACAACAGAGUAUACGAUCCACUAAUAUUCGAUGAAUAUAAAGCAUUUGACGUCAUUGUAUGGAUGAAUAGACACCCACACUUGGAGAAAUACAUUGACGACUUAUUCUUGAAUAUCAUCAACAAUUUAAUCAUUAAUAAGAAACAAACAAAUGGGCUCGAUAAAAUCACAUGUGUAAUAUACAACACCAAGAAUGAAACUGUGGUAAGGAGUUACACAAUUAGAUUUCAACAAUUCAUUCUAUCUUUGAGUGAAACAAUAGCCGAACUUAAACCUGUCAAUGAUCAUGAUACUUCAUCGCUAUUGAACUUACCUGGGAUCUCAUGGAUUGAAAUUUAUACACAAUUUCAAACAGUGUUAUUUCAACAUAUACAACAAUUGCGUAAAACCUCCAUCUCGGAGACACAAGCAGAUGAUUUGUUUUACAGUAUAACAGUUGGGUUACAUGAGGAAAUCUAUGCUGGCGCCAAUUGGGUGAGGCUAAAUGAAACAAAACAAGAUAAUCGUAUUGAUCACGUGCAAGUUAUCAAUGAAGUGGACUUGGGGAUAUUAGGCUUCACUCUUGAAAACGUGGAUGACGAUAUUUGA